AUGGCCAUGCAAACUGUAGCUCCACCUUCUGCUCAAGUCGUUGGAAAUGCUUUUGUUGAGCAGUAUUAUCAAAUUCAGCAUCACUCCCCUGAGUCAGUGUACCGAUUCUACCAGGAUUCAAGUGUCUUGAGUCGCCCAGAUGCUAAUGGCGUGAUGACAUCAGUGACAACAAUGAAAAAUAUCAACACUUUGAUAUGUUCAUUGGACUACAAGAACUACAAGGCCGAAAUAAGGACUGCAGAUGCACAAGAUUCCUUCAAGGAUGGGGUGGUUGUUUUGGUGACUGGAUGCUUAACUGGAAGGGAUAAGUUAAAAAGGAAAUUCGCCCAGACAUUUUUCCUUGCUCCGCAGGACAAGGGUUAUUUUGUGUUGAAUGAUGUUUUUAGGUAUGUUGAAGAUAAUGAGAUUGAUACCGUCUCAGAAGUGCUUAAUGGAACUGAGGAUGUGCAGUCAGAGGUUCUGACCCCUGAUCCAGAACCUACUCAUGUGGUUGAUCCUCCAAAUCUCGACCAAGAUGGCUCACCUGCAGAAGAAGUUCAACAUGUUGAGGAAAAAACCAAUGACUCUUCGGUAGAUGGGAGGCAAGUUGCUGAUGAAAGAGAGAUUGUUGUGGAAAUUGGAUCCUAUUUCAACGAGGACCAGCACCCUACAAAUACAGAAUCAGCUAAUUCUGUUGCCCAAGAGGAUGCUCCAAAGAAGUCGUAUGCAUCAAUUGUCAGUUCACAAACAAAGAAAGGGCCAACCAAAAUCUAUGUACCCACCAAUACUUCUAGAGUUGCUCCUCCGAAGGCUGUAAAGCACCCGAUUGCUGCAGUAGCACAAAAUGCAGCUCCUGAAUCAUCAAAUUCUACUACCACUAGUGGAAUCGCUGUACCUGAAGCUAAUGAUGCUGAAGAUGAAGCUGAGGGAUACUCUAUUUAUGUCCGAAAUUUGCCUCUAGAUGUUAUUGUAGCCCAACUUGAAGCUGAAUUUAAAACAUAUGGGCCUAUUAAUCAAGGAGGUGUACAAGUUAGAAGCAAUAGGCAACAAGGAUUCUGCUUUGGCUUUGUUGAAUUUGAAGAUAUGAGCUCCAUGAACAAUGCCAUACAUGCUUCUCCCAUUAUCAAGGGGACUCGUCAAGCUGUAAUAGAGAUGAAGAGAACAACAACUAGAGUUGGUAGCGUUAGAGGCUGUUUCUCUCCUAGAAGAGGAGUAUUCCGAAAUAUCAAUUUCAGGGUCCGCGGAAACUUUGGUGGAGGUCGGAGCUAUGGGAGAAGUGAAUUUGGAGGACGCGAUUUUUCAUAG
Molecule: messenger RNA, 1284 nt
Organism: Solanum pennellii
Lineage: Eukaryota; Viridiplantae; Streptophyta; Magnoliopsida; Solanales; Solanaceae
Product: ras GTPase-activating protein-binding protein 2-like
Exons: 7
Coding region: 1-1284 (427 amino acids)
Cellular component (GO): ribonucleoprotein complex; cytosol
Molecular function (GO): mRNA binding
Source: RefSeq, a predicted model, not a curated record